This is a messenger RNA of Dictyostelium purpureum, 1350 nucleotides long. RefSeq lists its product as uncharacterized. Lineage: Eukaryota; Evosea; Eumycetozoa; Dictyosteliales; Dictyosteliaceae. The transcript has 2 exons. The record is from RefSeq and is a predicted model, not a curated record. The coding region runs from base 1 to 1350 and encodes 449 amino acids.
AUGAUAUCCGAUAGUUAUAAUUUUGUAAAUAGUAAUAGUAAUAAUAGUAAUAGUAAUAAUUAUAGUGGUAAUAAUAAUAACAACAACCAAUUUGUGUAUAAUAAUAAUGAAUAUAUUUAUAAUAAUAAUAAUAGCGUUGAUAAUGAACAGCCAUAUGCAACAACACCCAAUCUUUUAUCCAUGAAUCAUAUGAACCAUAUAAGCCACAUAAAUCUAAUAAAUAGUAAUAAUAAUAUUAAAACAACAAACUCAAAUUUAGAAUCAUCCACCAAUUUAGAUUCAUCCAGUGAUAUAAAUGUUUUAAAUCAGGACUAUAACAAGCUGAAAUCAAGUUUUAAAGCAAAUCAAAGAGUACAACAAUUUGAAAAUGAAGAUACAAUUAAUGAAAGUAAUAACAUAAAUUUAAACUCAACUAAAGCUUCAUUGGAAUCUGAAGAAGAGGAAGAUGACGAAGACGAAAAUUAUUCAGAUGUUGACGAUUCUGAUACAUCCUCAAAUUAUUAUAAUAAUGAUGAUAAUAAUGAUAAUAAUUAUAAUAUGAAUAAUAAUAUGAAUAAUAAUAACAAUAAUAUGAAUAAUUAUAAUAAUAGUAAUAGUAAUAAUAAUAAUAGUAAUAAUAACAAUUAUAAUAAUAAUAACAACAACUAUAACUACAAUAAACAGAUGGAAAGUGAAAAUUUAAAUAACAAUAAUAUGAAUAAUAAUCAAUUACACCAAGAGAUUAUAAAUUUAAAAAAACAAUUAAAAAAAACAAAAAGAGAAAAAUAUUUAUUAGAGUUUAAAAAUCAACUAUUAUUAGAUAUGUUAACUUUAAGUAGUUUAGAUGUUAAAUAUUUUGAAAAUCUAGAAAAAAAAUGGGUAAAACAACAAGAGCAAUACCAGGUAUUACAACAACAAGUGAUUUUACAACAAUCAAGACCACAAACUGCCAUUGGAUAUGCAAGAGUGCCAUCAUCGCCUCAAUCAUUCCCGCUAAAAAAAAAUAAUAAUUUAAAUUAUUUUAGUGAUUCACCUAAUAACCAAUACUCAAGACCACAUACUCCGCAAACCCAUUUAUAUAACCAACAACAACAGCAACAGCAACAACAGCAACAACCACCAUUAUCAGCAAGCCAACAGCAACAGCAACAACAACAAUUACACCAACAACUUCAACAAUUUCAGCAAUUUCAACAAUUUCAACAACAAUUACAAAACUCUUCGCCUGCUGCUUUCCAAUCAUCCUUUCCUCCACUUCAAGCGAACUUUAACCAAAACAAUAAUAAUCAAAAUAUUCAAAACAAUCAAAACAAUAAUAAUAAUAAUAGCCAAGCUUCUUUAAACCGAAAUAUAUAUAAUAGUAGCUUUUAA